GUUAUGAACCCCUCCUUGGCAGAUAAGACGAUGACGGAGGAGGAUAAAGAAGGCGGAAGUCCCUGGCCACCAGUCCGCGUCCCCUUGCCGUCAGGCCCAAGGGAGCUGCUGCGAAGCUUCCCCCACUCCAAGCGUGUGGGCUCCUACCUGGUGGGCAAGAUGAUCAACAAGGGCUCCUUCGCCAAGGUGAUGGAGGGCCUCCACCUCGGCACCGGAGAGAAGGUGGCCAUGAAGGUGAUUGACAAGAAAAAAGCCCGCCUGGACUCUUAUGUGCAAAAGAACAUGAAGAGAGAACCUCACAUCCAUCAAAUGAUCCGACAUCCUCACAUCGUCGUCCUGCUGGAGACUCUGGAGACUGAGAACAGCUUCUACAUGGUGAUGGAGCUUUGCGCCGGGGGGGACCUGAUGGACCACAUCUGCGAGAGAAAGAGGCUGCAGGAAAGGGAGGUGCGCCGCUACGCCCGGCAGAUUCUCUCAGCGGUGGAUCACCUGCACAAGCACGGCAUCGUGCACAGAGAUUUGAAGAUUGAGAACUUCCUGCUCGACGACCGUAACAACAUCAAAAUAGUCGACUUUGGCCUGAGCAACACCCUGAAGGCGGAGUCUUUGCCUCCUGAGCUUCUCACCACGCAGUGCGGAAGCCCCGCUUACGCCGCCCCCGAGCUGCUUGCCCACAGGAAGUACGGACCCAAGGUGGACGUUUGGUCCAUAGGCGUGAGUAUAUUCGCCAUGUUGACAGGGACGCUGCCCUUCACCGUGGAGCCGUUCAACAUCAAACAUCUGCACCAGAAGAUGAUCAAUGGCGACAUCGGCAGCAUCCCCAGCGACGUCAGCAAAGGCGCCGUAACGUUUGUGAUGUAUCUCCUGGAGCCGGACCCGGAGAAGAGACCCAGCGUCCGAGCGGCCAUGCAGAGGAGAUGGAUCAAUGAGGGUUACGCCAAGAGGCCACUACACACACGCUCACACAAUAACAGGUUGCAGGCGGAGGAUCUCGACGCAUCUGUGCUGGCGCACAUGACUGACACGCUGGGUUACUCGCUUUUGGAAACGACGCACACGCUCACCGCCAACCGACCCUCCGCCAUCAUGGCCUCCUAUCACCUCUUGCUUGCCAAACACAAGAGGAGCCUGGAAGUGGCGAAGAUCAACAAGGGUGACAGCUCCAAGCCGCCAAUCAGACGUCCAAAGGCUCGCCAAGUGGCGGAAAAGCGGCGUGUAAGGAUAAGAGCAGAGCAAGAAGACGAUGAGAAAUGCCCCCCGUUGUCCUCUCUGCCCCCUCUGAUCCCCACCGCCUCCCAGGAAGCCAAUGAUGAGGACACGGCUGCCAUUUUGGACACCAGAGAGACUCUGCUUUUUGACGACAAGGAAGACUCUGCCCCUUCACCCGCCGAGCCAACCAGAGACUGCGGCCCAUCAAGAGAAAUCCGUCGUACGAACGGCGGCGGUGAGCGUACCGCAGUUCAGGGCCUCAUCUGGUUGAACACGGUGGAGGAGAGCGCCGCUUCUCCGGAAAUGCACAGAGCCCCGCCCACCACGCUGCCCCACCUCCGCCACCAAGCGCUGAAGGAAGGACGAGGCAGGAAGGUAGUAUGGGUCUCUGGCGCCACUGGACUCCAGGUGAGCGGCUCCAAAACCCUUCCCUCGCCGAGACACCCUCAGGCGGGGAGGGGCGUGAGGGGGGAGACGGCGGCGGUCGGGUCCAAAAGGAACUCUGUCCAAUCACGCUCGACUCUGUGCCGCUGUGCCGCUAACGCCAAUCUGCCGCUACUUCCUGCCGCACUGCAGAGGAAGACAGACAGGAAGAUGCAAAGCAUAAACUAUUGACGCUAACGGUCACGUGAAUGGGACGAAGACACCUUAAAGGACGCGUAAAAAAUGGUUAGCAAACAAACAAUAAGUGAGUUUACAGUGGGCUGAAAAAUGAAGGUAAUGUGCUAAUUAGUGCUUUACAUUUGAAGUCAGCAGCGGGACAACAUUUCUUGAGAGGCGCUAACUGCACGUUUACUGAAUCGCAAAAGCACGUUACAGUAUCAUGACUCACUGGCGCCCCCAGAAACCACCAGCGGUAUUACAAUGCAACACUUGACAUACUGUAUAUAUUUUGUUAUACUAUAAUUAUCACCAAUUUUUUCAAAAGUUGGGGUGCCAAAUGCAAUCAUAUAAUGAAAAAAAUUGAAUACUG
Nerophis ophidion (straightnose pipefish) is the source of this 2182-nucleotide messenger RNA. RefSeq names its product hormonally up-regulated neu tumor-associated kinase homolog. The record is from RefSeq and is a predicted model, not a curated record. The transcript is spliced from 10 exons. Gene Ontology annotation, cellular component: cytoplasm. Gene Ontology annotation, biological process: intracellular signal transduction; protein phosphorylation. Lineage: Eukaryota; Metazoa; Chordata; Actinopteri; Syngnathiformes; Syngnathidae. Gene Ontology annotation, molecular function: ATP binding; protein serine/threonine kinase activity. Bases 4 to 1824 code for a protein of 606 amino acids.